Messenger RNA from Labeo rohita (rohu), 1196 nucleotides. RefSeq lists its product as uncharacterized. The transcript is spliced from 2 exons. NCBI's taxonomy places the organism in Eukaryota, Metazoa, Chordata, Actinopteri, Cypriniformes, Cyprinidae. Bases 150 to 1025 code for a protein of 291 amino acids. The record is from RefSeq and is a predicted model, not a curated record.
CUUCUCUCUUGACUCGUCACAGUUUGCACUGACUCCGAUUGACUGCACAGGACACGGUGACAGGAUAACAGCAAGUUGUGCAACACGUCAUUACACUCCCAUUUCAGAAGUGACUUCAUCUCAUAAACAGCUUUUCUCAACCUGAAAGGAUGAUACGUACCAAUGACAGAGGAUGUAGCGAACUAUACUAUAAAGGGAGACACCUGCAGCUUAACCAGCUCAAAAGCAUGCGAAUACGGAAUGAAUAUCUGUAUAAAACAAUCCCAGAAUACCCAGAGGAGGUGGAUUUCCAAAUGACAAAACUUCGGCACAACACUAACCUCCAAGGAUUCCUUGGCAUCUGGGAUUCUGAGGGAUUUAAAAAGCCGAAACGCAGCAAGUCAGCAGAACGCGAUCUGGUAUGGUGGAGCCCAGACAUUUCCAAAGAUGACGUUACUUCGGCUGAGCAGCAAUACUUGGAUACCAAACAGUGUGAUGCAGAAAAACCUUUCCUGCACAAGUUCACCACUUCCCCAGCCUUUCUGUCAUCCUCUCGCAUGGGGAACUUCCGUUUCAGCAUGUCAAUCCAUGAGUUGAUGCGUAGCUUUCAACAACAGUUCUGUCCAGGGCAAGAACCAGACAUUCGCACUUUUGAGACUGUGGUCUAUAAGCAGGAAGUGAUGCAUUCUAUUGUGGUUCAUGCGCCUCGUGCACGUAACCUGUUCUCUAAGUAUCCCCUUCUCGAGGAUACCCAGGAACCAGCGUGUAAGUUCCAUGAAAACACCAUUAUCUGGCGUCCACAGGCAAUCUGUAAAACACAUCGUUUCAGGCUGUCUCGUAACAUGAAAGCUAUUCGAAUAACUGUAAAAGCCAGAGAAGAGUACAUGUGGGAUAACAUCGGAGUGGCAUUCCAUGUUCCACAUGGACAAAUCUUCCACUUUAACAAGAAAAUUCUGUUUAAUAGUCUCAUACUCUGUGAGGGAACUCAUCCAAAACUUAACACAGAAGAGUUUGUGAAGUGUGAGUUUGGCCCUAUCAGGCCUUAAAGUAAAUAUGAGCAUCCAUUACUUGAAGCUGGCACAGAAAAUAAAAGUGAUCAGAAAGUUUUUGUAAUCACACAUGUGAGGGAAAUAUUUGUUUUUUACCUGUUUGUUUUACUAUUUUAAGAAUAUAAUUGUCCAUGCUGCAUUAAUAAAGCACUGAUGCUGAAAAAACAA